Messenger RNA from Aspergillus costaricaensis CBS 115574, 543 nucleotides. RefSeq lists its product as uncharacterized. The coding region runs from base 1 to 543 and encodes 180 amino acids. The record is from RefSeq and is a predicted model, not a curated record. The transcript is spliced from 2 exons. Lineage: Eukaryota; Fungi; Ascomycota; Eurotiomycetes; Eurotiales; Aspergillaceae.
AUGGGGAAGUACGACGAAGCCAAUGAGAUCGAAUUCAACUGCGUCAUCAAAGGCGGCAAACACGUUAAGGUGGAGCAAGAGGAUGACAUGACACUCCGACAGUUGCAGGCCUAUAUACAGACCACUCAAAAACUCAUGGGAGAACUGACUCUUUACUACGGCAACAAAAAGCUCACCAACCUGUUCGUCCCCAUUGGAGAGGUUCUGAGACCCGGAGACACUCUGGUCAUCCAAAACAACACCAAGGCGAUCGUCGCCACUGGCGGCUUUGGUAUGGGAGGCGAGGCGACUUCCAACAGCAGAAAGCAGGCCAUCGCCCAGGGGGGCCACGCUACCGGCGGCAUGUUCUACCCGUCGGGGAGAUCCAAGGGAGGCAGUGGAACUGGAGGAGAUGCCUGGGGGGAUUAUGGGGCGGGCGGGGAUGGCUUUGGGGGAGGUGCGAACAACGUAGAUGGAAAAGCGAGGGCGGGCCUAGCGGUAUCGGGGAAUUUUCAUAAACAUGAGGAGCACCGAUCGAUGAAGGAGAGGCUCUUUAGGCGUUAA